AUGAUUAUCUCCAAGCAGAACCGCCGCACCAUCUACGAGUCGCUCUUCAAGGAGGGUGUCAUGGUCGCCCCCAAGGACUUCGAGGUCAAGCACCCGGAGCUCGACCUGCCCAACCUCGAGGUGAUCAAGGCGUGCCAGAGCCUCACCAGCCGCGGCUACGUCCACACCCAGUUCAGCUGGCAGUGGUACUUCUACACCCUCACCAACGAGGGUCUCGAAUACCUCCGCGAGUACCUUCACCUGCCCGCCGAGAUCGUUCCCGCUACGCACAAGCGCCCUGCUCGUCCUCAGCGGCCCAUCGGUGGUGCUCGCGAGGGUGCCCCCCGUCCCUUCCGCGGCGACCGCGAAGGCGACCGCGAGUACCGCAAGAAGGAUGCUCCUCCCUCGGGCGAGUACCGACCCAGGUUCGGCGGUGUUGGCCGUGGCGCUCCUCGCGCUGAGUAA
Messenger RNA from Acaromyces ingoldii, 444 nucleotides. Its product is annotated as putative 40S ribosomal protein S10. The transcript has 3 exons. Gene Ontology annotation, cellular component: cytosolic small ribosomal subunit. The record is from RefSeq and is a predicted model, not a curated record. Lineage: Eukaryota; Fungi; Basidiomycota; Exobasidiomycetes; Exobasidiales; Cryptobasidiaceae. The coding region runs from base 1 to 444 and encodes 147 amino acids. Gene Ontology annotation, molecular function: structural constituent of ribosome; RNA binding.